AACAAUGAAGCCAAACCAGAGUGUAACUGAGUUCAUACUGUUAGGAUUGACACAGGAUCCUCUGAGGCAGAAAAUGGUGUUUAUAAUCUUCUUAAUCUUCUACACUGGAACUGUGGUGUGGAAUUUACUCAUUAUCGUGACCAUCAAGUUCAGUCGGGCUCUUGGGAGUCCCAUGUACUUCUUCCUAUUUUAUUUGUCCAUUGCUGAUACCUGCUUUUCAACUUCCAUAGCCCCUAGACUAAUUGUGGAUUCUCUCUCUGCAAAGAAAGUUAUAUCCUAUAAUGAGUGUAUGACACAAGUCUUUGCAUUGCAUUUAUUUGGAUCCAUGGAGAUCUUUGUCCUAGUCCUCAUGGCUGUUGAUCGCUAUGUGGCCAUCUGUAAGCCCUUGCGUUACCCAACCAUCAUGAGACCAGAGGUCUGCUUCAUCUUGAUUAUUCUUGCCUGGAUAGGGUCUUUCAUACAUUCUACAACUCAGAAUGCCCUGGUCUCAAAACUGCCCUUCUGUGGACCCAAUCUGAUUGAUCAUUAUUGCUGUGAUUUGCAGCCAUUGUUAAACCUUGCCUGCAUGGACACUUAUGUGAUCAACCUACUGUUGGUAUCUAAUAGUGGGGCCAUUUGCUCAAGCGGAUUCUUGCUUCUGAUGAUCUCAUACAUGGUCAUCUUGUAUUCACUUAGGAACCACAGUGAAGAAGGGAGGAAAAAAGCCCUUUCCACUUGCACCUCCCACAUCAUAGUAGUCGUCUUAUUCCUUGGCCCAUGUAUAUUCAUGUAUACACGUCCACCUACCACUUUCCCCAUGGACAAGAUGGUGGCAGUAUUUUAUACCAUCGGGACACCCUUUCUCAACCCACUCAUCUACACACUAAGGAAUGCAGAAGUGAAAAAUGCCAUGAGAAAGUUAUGGAGUAUCAAAAUUACCUCAGAAAGCAAAUGAUGAAAAGUGGGUGUGAUCCUAUGCUUAGUAAUGGGACUGCAUUUAUACAGGCAUUAAAAAUGAUAGUAUGUGAUUGUUGUGGGACUAACAUACAAUUAUAUAUAAGGUGAUUUUGUUUGUUUGUUUGUUUAUAAACAAGAUGAA
This is a messenger RNA of Loxodonta africana (African savanna elephant), 1078 nucleotides long. RefSeq names its product olfactory receptor 4C11-like. Gene Ontology annotation, molecular function: G protein-coupled receptor activity; olfactory receptor activity. Gene Ontology annotation, cellular component: plasma membrane. The transcript has a single exon. Bases 5 to 934 code for a protein of 309 amino acids. NCBI's taxonomy places the organism in Eukaryota, Metazoa, Chordata, Mammalia, Proboscidea, Elephantidae. Gene Ontology annotation, biological process: G protein-coupled receptor signaling pathway. The record is from RefSeq and is a predicted model, not a curated record.